ACAUUGGGUCAACUCAAUAAAAAAGCAUAUUGUAUCACACUUAAAAGGAUGCUCUUUGCCACAAACUCAUUUUGGUGUCAAGCUGUUGUCAUCUUUGAAAGCUACGUCCAAGCCAGUGCAGAAGUCAUGUCGAUCUCCAUUAACUUUGGUGAGGAUUACCUGGACCUAGGGAAUAUUACCGACAACUACAAUUACACACCCUACGUUGUGGAUCCAAAUACGUUAUCAUGUGAGAUAAAACCUCUGGAUCCUACAGUAGCUUUGACCCUGUGUCUCCUCCUAAUUGGCAUCUUUUUACUGGCUAUACCCGGGAACCUGUUAGUGGGGUGGGUGAUCGGCACCAGCAGACAGGCGCUGACUCCAUCGGAUGUGUACUUGUUUCAUCUGACGAUAGCAGACGGUCUGAUGGCCCUGAGCCUCCCGUUCUGGGCUGUGGCACUGGUCAAAGGAUGGAUCUUUGGAGACUUUAUGUGCAAGUUCCUCAACAUCAUCAUCGAAGCAAACUUCUACACCAGCAUCCUCUUCCUGGCCUGCAUUAGCAUUGACCGAUAUCUGGUGAUUGUGCACGCCAGCGAGAGUCUCAGGAGUCGUCAGAAGAUGUGCAGCAGGCUGAUCUGUGCAGCGGUGUGGGCCUUCGGUGGGGCCCUCGCUCUGCCUGCACUUUUCAACGAUGCCAUCAAGCUAGACUCUGACACAAAGAGGAUGAUUUGCUCUGAAAACUUUGACAUCGGCAGUGCCACCUAUUGGAGGCUCGCCACCCGCGUGUUUCGCCAUGUUUUUGGCUUCUUUCUUCCUCUGGCUGUCAUGGUAACCUGCUACAGUGUCACCAUCGCGAGGCUGUUGCACACUCGAGGUUUCCAGAAGCACCGGGCCAUGAAGGUGAUCAUAGCUGUAGUGAUUGCGUUUCUGCUGUGCUGGACCCCGUUCCAUAUAACCAUGGUGGUGGACACAGUGCUGAGGGCUGAUCUGGUGGGGUUUGACUGUGCCAUGAGGAGGACGGUGACCAUGGCUUUGCACGUAACUAACAGCCUGGCUCUGCUCCACAGCUGCAUCAACCCUGUCCUCUACGCCUUUGUGGGGGAGAAGUUCAGGAGAAACAUGGCGCUACUUCUUCAGAGGAAAGUCAGACAGGAGAAGAUGUUGGGGUCAAAGUUCAGCAGGUCGACGUCUCAGACCUCAGAAGGCCUCGGAACUGUGCUCUGAAACCUCACUGGACUGUUUUAGCCGAGAAAGGAAGAUGCACUCCCAAAAUCCUGCUCUUAAAAAAGAAAAGUUACAAAAUGUUCUGUUCUCCAUCUAUUGUAAAUUCUCCCUGCAGCCUGUGCAAUAUUUUAUUAUGGAAAGAUAGAUAUGAAUGGGAAUAAAGAGAAGGCUUUAUGUCUCAGCUGAGUCAAAAGAGUCUACAGCCAGCUUAUGCAAGCUUAUUAGCAAUAAACACAAGCAGCUGAGGCUGUAUUGGACGCCAAAAAGUCAGAGGAUCAUCAAAGCCUAUGUGAUUCAUCCUGAUGGGAACAUGAACGUUUGUCCAAACUUUCAUGUCACAUUUGCAACUAUAAACGUUAACCUCAUGGCGGCACUAGGGACAGCCAGAGCCUCAUCAAAGUCCUUAGGAUUCAUCCUCUGGGGAGCAUUAAUGUCUGUACCACAUUUUCUAUUGAUCCAUCCAAUAGUUGUUUAGUCUGGAACAAAGUGGUGGACUGACCAUCUGACAUCCACAGAGCCACAAUGCCACUAGCAUUGCUAAUACAAUGGCUUCAAGUAGACGUCAGAGCUAAAUAAAGACUUGUCAGUAUGAAAUUAUGACGAGAGUUUCUGAGAGCUAGAGGGAGAGAUAAAAUUGAUAUUUCAAAAUGGCUUCAUACAUUUUCAAUCAACUUCAGUUUAGUCAUGUUUCCACUUCCAUUUGACAGAUUUUUGUUAAAGCAUCAUUGUAUUAAACAUAUGUCCACUGUGCAGAAAGUCCAGUCUGAGAGUAUUUCCAGACACAGUCAAAGUAUGAUGAUCAUAGUUUAUGUUACUUUUUGUUUCUAUCUCGGUCUCUACUUUUGAUUGUUGUGGUACACUGCUGCCAUCUAUUGAAUCUGCUGUUGUCUACAUCCACUAUUGAAACCUUUCAGUGUUCGUAACCAAAGAAUCUUGGAGUGCAUUGGUUUUAAAUAUACAGACGGUGAUUUGAUGUUUGUGUGUUUAUUUAUAUAUGCUUUAUAUAUGGCUGUCUUUUUCAGUAAAAUGUUUAAAUUGUUAUUCACAUUUCAGGCUCUGCCAAUAAUAAAUUUAAUAAAAA
Messenger RNA from Dicentrarchus labrax (European seabass), 2284 nucleotides. Its product is annotated as C-X-C chemokine receptor type 2-like. NCBI's taxonomy places the organism in Eukaryota, Metazoa, Chordata, Actinopteri, Moronidae. Gene Ontology annotation, biological process: G protein-coupled receptor signaling pathway; neutrophil chemotaxis; immune response. Bases 49 to 1203 code for a protein of 384 amino acids. Gene Ontology annotation, cellular component: membrane. The record is from RefSeq and is a predicted model, not a curated record. Gene Ontology annotation, molecular function: chemokine receptor activity. The transcript is spliced from 2 exons.